UUCAAAUACCCAUACAUGUUAUGACGUUUGGGUAGGGAAUUCAAAAUGGCGAGCCUUUUUCGCCUCUAUGGAAUUGUAGUCCUAUUCUGCCUUAGUUUUUGGAAUUUUGAAAGUGUUUUGUGUGCUACAAGUACGAAUUUCAAAGAAUUUCUGGACAAUGAACCAUUCAGAAGUUACAAUAACAAAAUUUUCCCGAAGAUCUUUCAAAUAGAGCACUUGGACGUUGACAUUGAGUUUACUUUGGUUGGAGUAACCGAUUUUGAUGAGUUGAAUGGAAACUUAGAAAUAGUCGGUCUCGGUGUAAUCCGAUGGAAAAAUGAACUCCUUACGUGGAAUCUUGUAGAUGACAACCCCAUGGAGAGCAUUCUGCUUCCACAGGAAACCUUUUGGAAACCUCCGGUUACUCUCACAAAUUCUGUUGAUUCACUGGCGGAACUCGGGGACUCCACAUACAAGAUUCGGACCGACUACGAAGGCAAUGUCCUAUGGAACGUCGGCUUAGUCGCCCGAACGGCUUGUGGCGUUGACGUCACACUCUAUCCUUUCGACAGACAGUCAUGCAACAUCACAUUUGCUGCACUGGGCUACACGGAAGAUCAGAUCGUCUUGAAUUCGUCAAACGAGAUCGACAUGUCCCUUUACAUGGAGAAUGUGGAGUGGUCGUUGGAGACAACCUCGGUGAUGAGUACCGUUAUAGCCGAUGUCUCGUAUGUUGUCUUUACCUUAAAUCUGGCCCGUAAACCGGGCUAUUUUCUCGUCAAUAUGAUUAUACCAAUCCUCAUCAUUGGACUUCUCAAUGGUCUAGUGUUUCUACUUCCGGCUGACUGUGGUGAACGCGUGGGUUACGCCAUCACGGCGUUCUUAACAUUUGCAGUGUUUUUGACGAUGGUGGCCGAAAACUUGCCCAAAGCCUCUGAACCAAUGUCACUGUUGUGUUACUUCUUGACCCUUAUGCUAAUGGUUAGUUCCCUUAUCACUAUAGCAACUAUUCUGAUAUUGAGGGUCUACCAUCAAGACGAGGAAGCCACGCCCCCAGAGGGCGUACGCCAUCUUGUCGCCUUCAUGACAUGCCGGAAAUGCAAAAAAUGGUGCAGCAAAAGGAAGACAAGUAAGAACGCGGUGACAGACAUGAUCGACAACGACGAUGAUGACGACAACAGCGACGCCGAAGUGGACAGUAUCCAGGCACCAGUGGAUGACCGAGACAUCAGAGGGAUAACGUGGAGGAUGGUGGGCGGAGCUUUGGACGGUUUCAGUUUCAUAUUCUUUUUCUUCCUCUCGUUGGGUAUUACUGUUUUCUUCAUGUAUCCACUUGUUGUAGCUGGCCUGGAAUGAUAGGUUCGCGCGCAAAACAAAAAAUGGCGUAUCACGUGCUACAGACAAAUACAGGUCACGUGAUACAAACACUAACAUAUUAUGUGCGACACUUAAAAUUUGUCAUUUGUGAGAAGUGAUGCUGUUUCACAUACCGAGACUAUUCGUUGUUAAAAUAUUACGAUAUUUUUCAUAAUCAAACUUCAAUAAGGCAGGGACUUGCUAUUAAAUUAUCUGACGAUUUGCCUGUGCCAGGAAGUUUGUUGUUUGAAGUCGACUUGUCGGUUAUUAUACAGAAAUUACGUCGGGUUGGUAGACAAGACACGAGGUCUGAUAUUGACAGACAAUUUACUCUAGAACAACGAGUCUGGGUUAUCGUACCAAGAAACAAAAAUACUACUGAGACUGUCAUAUGGGAUACAUUGUAUAACUGGAACUCUCCUGUGUGGCAAUGGUAUUCCAAACUAACUUGUUAAUGAAGCAUGAUUUACUAUAGAGAUAUCGCCUUUACAUGUAUUUACAUGUAUUUUCUGGUGUUUCAAUAAAGUGCUG
Molecule: messenger RNA, 1866 nt
Organism: Pecten maximus
Lineage: Eukaryota; Metazoa; Mollusca; Bivalvia; Pectinida; Pectinidae
Product: neuronal acetylcholine receptor subunit alpha-9-like
Exons: 2
Coding region: 46-1335 (429 amino acids)
Biological process (GO): signal transduction; monoatomic ion transmembrane transport; nervous system process
Cellular component (GO): neuron projection; synapse; membrane
Molecular function (GO): transmembrane signaling receptor activity; extracellular ligand-gated monoatomic ion channel activity; neurotransmitter receptor activity
Source: RefSeq, a predicted model, not a curated record